UCGGACAUAGAUCAAAUCAUUCGUCUAUAAAAUGGAAACCAUAUCUGGAGCAAAUUAAACCAAAGUACAUUAUUAAGUGUUGACACAGAUGAAAAUGAGUAUCAAACCAUUCUCCUUCUUUGUUGCACUGCAGGUUGUUCAUCUGCUGCUUGUUGCCCGCCUCAGUAUGCUCGAGAACGCCUAUGCUCAAGAACCCAGUAAUGUCUACAUUGUUUAUCUAGGAGCCCGACAGCACGAUGACCCAAAUCAUACUACAGAAUCACAUUAUGAUAUGCUUGCUGCAGUGAUGGAGAGCAAGGAAUUGGCACAAGAGUCCAUGGUGUACAGUUACAGACAUGGCUUUUCAGGAUUUGCAGCUAAACUAACAAGGCCUCAAGCACAGCAGUUAUCAGAACAUCCUGAUGUAAUAGGAGUAAUGCCAAACUCUCUCUACAAGCUACAGACAACCAGAAGCUGGGAUUAUUUAGGUCUGUCUUCACAGUCACCGGAUAAUAUUCUGGAUAAAAGUAAUAUGGGCGAUGGCAUUAUCAUCGGUGUCCUAGAUACAGGGAUAUGGCCAGAGUCGAAGGCUUUCAGUGAUGAAGGGCUGGGAACAAUUCCUCCAAGCUGGAAGGGUUUCUGCCAGUCCGGUGAUCAAUUCAACCCUGCUAAGCAUUGCAACAAAAAGGUUAUUGGAGCGAGAUGGUUUGUUGACGGGAUUCUAGAUGCAAUCGGACGGCAAGUUAACUUGACACAAGAAGGAGAAUUUGUAUCUGCCAGAGAUGCAGAUGGACAUGGCACUCACGUUUCCAGCACAGCGGCUGGUGGUUAUGUGGCCAAUGUCAGCUAUAACACUGUUGGUCUAGGGACUGCAAGAGGGGGUGCACCCCGCGCUCGGCUGGCCAUCUACAAGGUGUGCUGGAAGUUGCCAUCGGGACAGUGUGCAGCAGCUGAUAUUCUCAAAGGUUUAGAUGAGGCCAUCAAGGAUGGAGUCCAUGUUUUAAGUCUGUCUAUUGCAGCUUCUUCAAUUCCUCUGUUCUCUGAAGUGGACGGGCGUGAUGCCAUUGCCAUAGGCUCCUUCCAUGCUGUUCAAAGAGGAAUCACUGUCGUGUGUGGAGCAGGCAAUGAAGGUCCUUCAUCACAGUCUGUCAAGAACACGGCACCAUGGAUAAUAACUGUUGCAGCUAGCACCAUGGAUAGAUCAUUUGUAGCACAAAUCACUCUAGGAAACAACAAGACCUUUCAGGGUCAGGCUAUCCACACCAGUAAUGAAACUAGCGCCAGAGGCCUGUACUACCCUGGCGAUGUUGAUGGGCGGUUAUCAGCAGGCGUCUGUGAAGCUCUCCUCCUCUCGCAGCGUCGUACUGCUGGAAAGAUAGUUCUCUGUUUCACCACAAUAUCCAGUCCAAUAGUUACACAAUUGGCAUCAUUGCUAGUUAGAGCAGCAGGUGGUGUUGGUGUAAUCGUUGCCAAGGCUCCCAGUGCCAUUGCAGGACAGUGUGAUGGCGUACCCUGUGCAGAGGUUGAUUAUGAGGUUGGCACCUCGAUCCUUUACUAUAUGCGGUCCUCCAGCAAUCCAUCGGCUAAACUAAGCCGCUCAACAACUUUGGUAAGCAAAGCUGUUGCAGCCAGGAUCCCAGCUUUCUCAUCACGCGGCCCUAACAGUAUAGCAGCUGCAAUACUCAAGCCAGAUAUAGCUGCCCCAGGAGUGCAAAUAAUAGCUGCAACCUCUGAUCGCGAUGGAUCUGCAGAAAGAGGUUUCACUAUGCUCACAGGGACAUCCAUGUCAACUCCUCAUAUUGCCGGCAUUGUGGCACUUCUCAGGGCGCUACACAUAGAAUGGUCCCCAGCUGCAAUCAGAUCUGCACUCACAACUACAGCUUGGACUACUGAUCAAUACGGCAUUCCAAUCUUCGCUGAGGGUGACACACAGAAGCUUGCUGAUCCUUUCGAUUAUGGAGGAGGAAUUGUGAACCCAAAUAGAGCUGCCUGUCCAGGGCUGGUAUACGACAUGGACACAUCAGACUAUAUUAGUUACCUUUGCAGCAUGGAGUAUGACAAUUCUGCUAUCUCUCGGUUAACAGGGAGAACUAUAACAUGUCCAAAAACCUCGUCAAUUCUAGAUGUAAACUUACCUUCCAUAACUAUUCCAUAUCUCAGAAACUCAACUACACUUACCAGGACAGUGACUAAUGUUGGACCUGUAAACUCCAUAUACCAUGUCAUAAUAAAACCUCCCACCGGGACAUUUGUAUUCGUCAACCCUCCCAUACUGAUCUUCAACUCCAAGGUCAAGAAAAUCACCUUCGAAGUGACAAUCAUUUCAAUGCAUCAGCUAACUGCAGGAUACUAUUUUGGGAGCCUAAUCUGGACUGAUGGGGUACAUGAUGUCAGAAGCCCCAUUGCCGUGAGAACUGCCAUGCCUCAACGUCAUGCCACAGCCAUUUGAAGAUUGUGCUUCCCCAAAUUAUGUGUUGAUACCUAUCAUUGCUGUUAUCUUUCACAAACUAAUGCAUUAAGCUGAUCAGAGAAAAACUAUCAAAUUUUCAGGGCACAAGUAUUAAUAAGUAA
Messenger RNA from Andrographis paniculata, 2550 nucleotides. Its product is annotated as subtilisin-like protease SBT3.5. Gene Ontology annotation, molecular function: serine-type endopeptidase activity. The record is from RefSeq and is a predicted model, not a curated record. The transcript is spliced from 10 exons. The coding region runs from base 89 to 2428 and encodes 779 amino acids. Gene Ontology annotation, biological process: proteolysis. Lineage: Eukaryota; Viridiplantae; Streptophyta; Magnoliopsida; Lamiales; Acanthaceae.